AAUGUAACACUUUCACCUUCACCUCUGAAACGGGCCGGGGUCUUCCCCUUCGCGAGCUCCAAAUAAAGCCCGGGCGGGAGCACCGAAGCGCUUAUGCCAAUCCGAACACCAACACUCGCUAGUCUCUACUGUCUAGUAACUAGUCACUUGGUCACUGACCACUAGUCCCGCUCCACGCACGCGCAGAGAAUCAGAGAUGGGCAACGCCGGGUGGAGGCGCUCCAAGAACGACGUCGUCACCGAGGCGGCGGCUCCCCCGUCGUCGAGGCGCGCGGUCGUCAUCACCGCGCGCAAGCAGCGGCGAGACGACGACGUCGCUGAUGAUAAGGAGGAACAGACGACGUGUGCGGGGCGACGUCGUGCUCGUGCAGGAGGCGUCCCGCCGCGGGCCGGCGGCGGCGGCGGCGCGGCCCCGGCAGCCGGCUCGGUGGCAGUGACGGUGAAGGUCGUGAUGAGGAGGAAGGACGCGGAGGCGCUGGCGGCGAGGCUGAAGGCGCAGGGCGCGCGGGCGCGCAAGGCCAGGAUGGCGGAGCUCAGGGGCGAGCUCCGGGCCGCCGCCGGCGAGCUCCGGGCGCCGUGCCGGCGGGACGCGUGCUGGAGCCUGCAGCUCGCGCCGAUAAGCGAGAAGUAGCUUUAGUGCACAAAAGUGGUGUGACACCAGCUAGUUCGAGCGCCGGAGAUUGCUUGGAAGUUUGGUCGCCCGUGUCCUAGUAGACUGACUCCUAGUUGCCGUUUCAGUUGAGUGUGUAUGCAAGUGUGGUUGGUGACCCGGCCGUGUGUCUGUACUCUGUACAUGUAGCGGAAAGAGGUGGCCACUAGUUAGUCGGAUCACCGUAUAUAUACGUUGUCUACCUUCAGUAUGCUCUUCUCAUAUCCACCAUGUAUCCCCUGGUUCGUUACCAAAAUGG
Panicum virgatum (switchgrass) is the source of this 908-nucleotide messenger RNA. RefSeq lists its product as uncharacterized. The transcript has a single exon. NCBI's taxonomy places the organism in Eukaryota, Viridiplantae, Streptophyta, Magnoliopsida, Poales, Poaceae. The coding region runs from base 197 to 631 and encodes 144 amino acids. The record is from RefSeq and is a predicted model, not a curated record.